Symbiodinium sp. CCMP2456 is the source of this 468-nucleotide messenger RNA. The record is from the annotation of a GenBank genome assembly. NCBI's taxonomy places the organism in Eukaryota, Dinophyceae, Suessiales, Symbiodiniaceae.
AUGGCAAGCCACCACGAAUUGGAAGAGGGCAAGAUACUUAACCUGGACUGGGAGAAGCUCAAGAAGGUGUCCUUGUGCGAGUCGCCGGUGAUCCCUGUGGCGGUGCAGAGCGCUGACUCCAAAGAGGUGCUCAUCGUAGCCUUUGCCAACGAACAGGCGCUGAUGGAAACUCUACAUCGCAGAGUUUGCGUUCUCUGGAGCACAUCUCGAAAUCAACUCUGGAUAAAAGGCAGCACGUCUGGUGAUGUCCUUGACCUGGUGGAGGUUCGCGUAAACUGCGAACAGAACUCGUUGCUGUAUCUUGUCCGGCCCAGGACAACGGGCGCCUGCCAUACCAAGGGGCCGGAUGGAGUGUCACGGCCAUCUUGCUACUAUCGCAGAAUCGCUGGUUCAGGACUUUGUGUUCCAUGUCAUUGUGCGCAGUUCCGGCAGCUGCGAAGAAUCCAAAGUUCUUGCCCGCUUGCAUGA